CGGCGGGACACGGGCAUUCUGGGAAAUGUAGUUCUGCUCAGGAUGUGGUAGAUUUCCUGACUACAGCUCCCAGCAUCCUCUGUGAACAACUUCCAGGUCACGUGUUCGUCUUCUCCGUGACUUUCUCUUGUUGGGGGAUAUUUCAGGUGGGAUAGCUGCGCUGUGAUUGGCUAGAGGAGUGCGUCACGUGACUCCCGACUCCUAAGGUGAGUCCUGGGCAAACUGGAGCGUCACCUACCUGCAGACUGUGAUCUGUACCUGGACUUGUUCCUUGGUCAUGGAUCCCAGUCUGGGGUUUGAGGUUGGUGCUGAAGUGGAACUGAAUGACAAUCUCCCGGUUCUGGAGGACUUGGGUACAAUUUCCCUGGAGAAUAAGCAGGACUUGCCAGCCUGGCAUCAUCUCCAUUACGUAGAGGAGUCGAGUAGCGAUGAAAGUCUGGACCAUCAGCACGUGUUUCCCACAUCUUCUAAGGUCAAGAACAUGGAAACAUCAAAACAUAUGCUUGAACUCAAGACUCAAACUGAAAGGAACCAUCAGUGGGAGAGGAAGAUGUUCUCCACCUCGGACAGUCUCUACAUGGACCCCCCGCCUCUCGUUACAGAGAAGGACGACCGGUCCGUGGUAUGGAGCGAUGGAUAUGAUCGUGAAUCCCAGGAUCAGACUUGUCCUAUGGUGCCCAGUGUGGAAGAAAUUGAGAUCUCGCACUUGGAAAUGGUACCAUCUUCGAAUUAUACCUCUUCUCCCACGCGACCUGUAGAGCUAUAUUCUGAAAUGAUGUUGUCCCAAGAAGGUGAUGAAGCAGAGCCAUUAGGGAGGUACAGCUUCUAUAACACAAAAACCCAGUGUACGGGAACGGUAAAGCCUGGGGUGGGAAGCCACAAAUGUUCAAAGUGUGGACGUCAGUUUGGACGUAUGUACAACCUGGAGAGCCAUAUGUGCAUCAAGACGGCCCUGACCAGGGUUGGUGUGGAUGAUACAAUGUCCGGUCAUAUGUCUGAUAUCAGUAAUUCACUCGGCAAAUGUGAGCAAAGUGAAGAGUCAAUGGAUAGAUUGGAGAAGAUGUGUGCUGAAGCCCAGAAGGAGCUUCACAACCUUCAGGAACUGUAUGGGAAAGAAGAGGAGAAACCUCUACUAAGUUGUGCAGAAUCCACUCAAGUAGAUGGAUCUCAUCCUGAUAAAGUCCUGAAGUACCAACGUUCUUUUAGUUGUGACCGCUGCGGGCGAUGGUUUAGGAAAAGGUUCAAUCUAGAGUCCCAUGUCUGCUGCAUUGACAAAAAUAUGAGCGCCCCUCAAAAUACCAUAGUUAUGAAGCCCGAUAGCUCAAUAGCAUUGAACAUCCUUGGUUGUUCAGAUCCAACUUACUCAACUCAAGAUAGACGUCCUCGAAGUAAAUGCGAAAGCCUUGACUGCGCCAACGAAGGGAAAGUCUUCACGUGCCAGUAUUGUGGGAAAGUGUAUAAUAGACGAGCAUCUUACGUCACUCACCUACGAUGGCAUUCGAAGGAGAAAGAUCUGGUGUCCUCUGUGAAUAAGUCCCUAGCUACAGGAGACCUUGAACCUCUCCUCACCACCAUUAAUAGGACUUCUGUGGGGUUAAAAAAGAAAACGGGGCCAACGUUUACAUGCCAGGAAUGUGGCCGAAUCUUUUAUAAGCGGUGCUUCUACUCUACCCACAUUCUGUGGCAUAGUAAAAGAAGAAAUUCUGGUUCUGCUUUGGCUGCGCCAUCUGUAAACCAAGUAGUGGAGGGUCAGGAGACAAGGGCAGCAGAAGCACAAGUCCCUGCUGUAUCUCCUAAGCAUCAGGGUAGGGGUGGGACGAAGAAGGUUGCUCCCGACAAUGUGUUUACAUGCCAGGAAUGUGGGAGGGUGUUUUCCAAGCGCAUGGCUUAUUCCAACCAUGCCCGUUGGCAUAUCAAGGAGAGAGAACUGGAGCUAAGCGUCAGAGGCAUGGAGCAUCAACUAAGGAUGUCUUCCAAUGGGGUUGGUAAUAAACACAAACCUAUUUCCAGCCUUCAGUUUGAUCAUUUUCAAGGUUACUGCAACCUGGUGAAACCUCUAAACUUGGGGGAGCAACAGAACAUUUAUAUAAAUGAUGGGAUGGCCGUAGAUAAUCCGCCGUAUCAGCCGGUAGAUUCUGGCCAGCAGAGGACUCCUGCCGAGGUCCCAGAAUUCAUCUUUGAGCUGGAAGUGGGGACAGAAAGUUUUCAUGAGGGUUUAAUAAACAGAGAUGUUGAAGUUUCAGACAUUGUUGGGGAUGCGGAGGAGACCAUAUCAAGGACUCAAACCAGUUCCUCGACCAAUGAACCCAGUGAGAGACCUGUUCUUUCUCGGGUCUUACCCUGUGAAUUGUUGCGUCGGCUUUUAAAAAGGCAGAGGUGGCCUCACAGAUGUCGUGACUGCGGCACAUGCUUUUCUCAGGCCUGGAGGUUGAAGUUUCAUCAAUACAAGGGUACAAUGUGGAGAUCCAGGCACAAGAGGCACAGGUGUGAAUGUGGCCGAUCCCCGACGGGUUUACUGCACUUCCUGCGGCACCAGUUGCAGCAUCUGAGCGACACAGCUUUUAUCUGUGCUGUGUGCGGAAAGGUGCUGAGGGGUCACCAGCAGCUUCGGGCCCACAGUGGCGUGCACCCGCUGGUAUGCCAAUUCCACUGCAAAUGUGGGGCGCAGUUUACAAAACUGACGAGGUAUCUCUGGCAUUCCUUAUUGAAUAAGACAUGGAAGAGAAGAAGACCCCAACAGAAGAGACGUCCUAAACCAUGAUGAGAUGUCUGCCCCUAGAGACAACCCUUUGCAGAUGGGUCUGCCUCUAUCUGUGGGUGGGUGUAAUACUGCCACGUGCCGAUUGCACUGGACUUCUCAUAUUAUGGCGAGACGUUUUGCACAGUUUUAUAUAUUGUACAUAAAACAUUAAAAUCCUAAAUUCUAGCAGACUGUGAACGACUUGCUUACAUACACAGAACCAUAGCUAAAGGAACAAGGUGGCCGGGUAUCCUGUCUCCUUUGUGACUAUCCCUUUAAAGUCUACUUUUAGUUAGAACUACUUGUGUCUAAAUCAUUAGUAUCAAUGAAUAUGAGAAAUUUUGUAAUUGGCAGAAAGUGACAUCUUCCACACCUUCCAGCAGCAUUCUGAUCCCCUCUUUGUACAUGUGAUGAAUUUACAGUUUAUGUAAUGAUGUCGUCUAUAUAAAAG
Bufo bufo (common toad) is the source of this 3191-nucleotide messenger RNA. RefSeq names its product zinc finger protein 721-like. Gene Ontology annotation, cellular component: nucleus. The record is from RefSeq and is a predicted model, not a curated record. Lineage: Eukaryota; Metazoa; Chordata; Amphibia; Anura; Bufonidae. The transcript has 3 exons. The coding region runs from base 278 to 2761 and encodes 827 amino acids. Gene Ontology annotation, molecular function: DNA-binding transcription factor activity, RNA polymerase II-specific; RNA polymerase II transcription regulatory region sequence-specific DNA binding. Gene Ontology annotation, biological process: regulation of transcription by RNA polymerase II.